Molecule: messenger RNA, 609 nt
Organism: Darwinula stevensoni
Lineage: Eukaryota; Metazoa; Arthropoda; Ostracoda; Podocopida; Darwinulidae
Source: the annotation of a GenBank genome assembly
AUGGCAGCGGCAAUUGGCGCAGGCAUGCCUGUUUCUGAAGCGACGGGCUCCAUGGUAGUGGACAUUGGUGGUGGCACCACAGAGGUAGGAGUGAUUUCACUUGGUGGUAUUGUCUAUGCUAAAUCUGAGCGUGUAGGAGGCGACAAGUUUGACCAGGCGAUUAUUGACUAUAUUCGCCGUAACUACGGUAUGCAAAUAUCAGAGCCCACUGCUGAAGCCAUCAAAAAGAAGAUUGGCUCGGCUUUUCCAGGCUCAGAAGUGUUAGAAAUGGAAGUGACUGGGCGCAAUUUGGCUGAAGGCCUCCCACGCAAGUUUACCAUUUCAAGUAAUGAGGUUUUAGAAGCGCUUACCGAGCCACUGAACACGAUAGUCGGUGCGGUUAAGUCCGCACUUGAACAAACUCCACCUGAGUUAGGCGCAGACAUUGCUGAAAAAGGCAUGGUACUCACAGGUGGUGGGGCACUUUUGCGUGAUUUAGAUCGAUUACUAGUAGAAGAAACUGGUCUGCCUGUUUAUGUGGCUGAGGAUCCACUCACCUGCGUGGUACGAGGUUGCGGCCGUGCAUUGGAAGAAAUGGAUAGGUUAGGUAGUAUAUUUGCCUACGAGUAA